Penicillium cataractarum is the source of this 609-nucleotide messenger RNA. RefSeq names its product zinc-finger domain-containing protein. Gene Ontology annotation, biological process: mitochondrial electron transport, NADH to ubiquinone. The coding region runs from base 1 to 609 and encodes 202 amino acids. The record is from RefSeq and is a predicted model, not a curated record. Lineage: Eukaryota; Fungi; Ascomycota; Eurotiomycetes; Eurotiales; Aspergillaceae. The transcript has 3 exons.
AUGAUGUCCUGCAGUCGUCGCCUCACGACCCUGGCGUCGUUCCGCCCUCUCGCUGUCCGCGCCUACUCCUCCACCGUGCCCCGGCUAUCCGAGAACCGCAUCCAGGCCAAUGACACCGUCGUCAAGCCCAAUGCCGAACUGACCGAUCGCCACGUCGUCUGGGACGGCCUGAUGGAGGAGGACCCCGUCAAGGCGGAGCGCAUCCGCAGCCUCCAGGCGCCUAACCGUGCCACCACCUGGGCUGCUAGCCAACAGCCUCGCGAGCAGGCCAUGGUUGGCCCUCGUUUUGAGCAGACCGUCAUGGAGACUCAGCCCCGCCCAAUGGCCGCCAUUGAGCUCAUUCACAAGCAACCCGUUCGCUGGACAAAGUCCCGAGUUGUCAGCUGUGACGGUGGCGGUGGUCCUCUCGGUCACCCCAAGGUCUUCAUCAACACCGACAAGGCCGAGAUCGCGACCUGCGGAUACUGCGGUGUCCCCUUCGCUCACGAGCAGCACCGCACCUACCUUGAGUCCCUCCCCGCCACCAGCUACCCCCUCGAGCCUACCAACGACCCCGCCGAGGUGAACGAGAGCCAGCGCGUCACGGAGGGUGGCCUCGAGCAGCGGUAA